GGAAGAUAUUCGUCUUCCUUGGAAGCAGAUAAAAGGGUGUAAUCUUGCUGUUUCUUUAAGAUUGCCCUUUUUCUAAAAAAAAUAAUUGACUUCAUAUUUAAAUUGAAUUGAUUAAGUUUUCAAAUUCAAUCAAAUACAAAGAGUAAAGAAGGGUGAUCUAGUACGUGAUGGUGGUGUUGAUUUAUGUGGCUAAACGAAACGCGUUCACUUGUUGAAUUAAGGUGUCCCCAUCACCGCAUCUUCAUUUGCCCUUAUUCAGACGCCAUUGAUUCAAAGCCUAAAGUCUUGUGUUUUCUCUUUUCCACCUUCACGUUCUUCUAGAUUCUCUCAUUUCUCUCCCUUCUCUACUCUAUUCAAUACCCUCUGUUAAACAUCCCUUUCCCCCUUCCUGUCCUUCCUCUUUCUUUCCUUUUAUCUUUGCUUUUCAUUUAUAACUUACCAAGUUUUUGCUUUUGUUUUUCUUCCAGUGUUUUAUUACUUGGAAUCUGAUAAAAAAUGGAAUAUGAAGAUCAGAUCAACCAGGCCAUGGACCCCAAAUACGAAUGUCUUUUAUUUGAUCUAGACGACACUCUUUAUCCUCUGACUUCUGGUAUAUCAAGUGAAGUUACCAAGAACAUUCAAGAAUAUAUGAUUAAGAAGCUUGGAAUCAAGGAAAAUGUUCCUGAAUUAUGUGUUUCACUGUAUAAGCAUUAUGGCACAACAAUGGCUGGUUUAAAGGCUAUUGGUUAUAACUUUGAGUAUGAUGAUUUUCAUAGUUUCGUUCAUGGGAGACUGCCCUAUGCAAUGCUAAAACCUGACCCUGUUUUAAGGAAUCUCUUGCUUAGCAUACCAAUUCGGAAAAUAAUUUUCACCAAUGCAGAUAAGAACCAUGCUGUCAGGGUGCUCAACAGGUUGGGAUUGGAGGACUGCGUCGAAGGGAUUAUAUGUUUCGAGACUCUGAAUCCCAUAAACAAAGAAAACCCUUCAGCUGCUGAUGAUAUCAAACCAGACACUGCCAUUCUUGACAUCAAUGGAUACUGCAGUGCUGUUCUUGAUUCUGAGCUUAAGCUUCCAAGUACUCCUGUUGUCUGCAAACCAUUCGAGAACGCAUUCGAACAAGUUUUUAAGAUUGCCAAAAUCAACCCUCAGAAAACGUUGUUUUUUGAUGACAGCAUCCGCAAUCUACAAACUGGUAAAAAGAUGGGCCUUCACGCUGUGUGGGUCGGAACUUCUCACCGGACCGACGGUGUGGAUUAUGCCUUAGAGAGCAUCCACAAUAUCCGGGAAGCAUUGCCUGAGCUCUGGGAAGCUACAGAUGAGAAGACUAAGAACAUUCGGUAUUCCGGCAAGAUCUCCAUUGAGACAACUGUUAGAGCUUAGCUCUUUUAGAUCAUAUAUAUUCACUGGUCUUUCACAAUAACCGUUCUAUUUUGUAACCAUGUAAGACAAUGAAUCUAAAAAAACUUAAUAAUAAAAUAAAAUUGCUCCCAUCCUAUCAUUUGGUUGUAAAAAAAACUCAGUUUCUUCUUCGUCCUACUGGUCUAAGUAAAAAGGAACAAUCAAAACCUUAUAUAUAUAUAUAUA
Gossypium arboreum is the source of this 1563-nucleotide messenger RNA. RefSeq lists its product as uncharacterized. The record is from RefSeq and is a predicted model, not a curated record. The transcript has 9 exons. The coding region runs from base 496 to 1359 and encodes 287 amino acids. Lineage: Eukaryota; Viridiplantae; Streptophyta; Magnoliopsida; Malvales; Malvaceae.